GCUUAUUUCCUCAGCAACUUGUAGCACGUGAUCAAACAAUAUGGCUGACAUUAUUUACAGUAGUACUAAUUAUGAGGUUAUCAAUGACAAAUGAAUUUCCAAUUCUGUUUUUGGUUAACAACUCGAGAUGCUUUUAAACUGUUUUCCGUAAGCUAAAGAGAACAAGUAACACCAAGCAUGGCAGGUGCUAAUAUUGGUCUAUCAAUGCUAAGCCGUGGCAUUGGAGCAGAGAAGGAAAUUAAAGGGCAUAGGAAGCUUGAGGUGUCUUUAGAACCUGAGGAUUACCAUAACAUUCAGUCAAAGAAGUUCUACCUACCACCAAUCCAGCAACAGGCAUGGCAAAAUGGCAACAUCGUAAAUCGCGAGAUGAUGACACACAAGACAUUUACCACUAGGAAGGGUGCUCUGUUGCUGUAUGCAGAAGACUUAGCAUCGGCCGGUGGUGGUGCUACCGAUGGCAAGAAGAAAGCUCUCGAGGCUGAGGACAGUAGCUUAUUCAGCAGUACCAAUGAGUUUUGUAGUGCAAUACUUUCAUAUGGAGCCAAGGGAAAUGAAACAAGCCCGAUAUUCUUAAAUUUUGUGAAAGGAAGAAGUGUUUUAGAAGCCAGUAGGUCAGUGCGUCCUGGAUUUUCAGCCAAGCGGUAUAUGGCUAACUGGUCUCGCAGUUGGGAUGACUCUGUGCUUAAUAAACUUCGCUCAAAUGGAAAUAUUUGGGAUAAAAAUCUGUUCCAGCCGAAUGCAGUGAAUCCAAGCAUUUACCGGCGUAUCAAUGAUGACUUGUCUCAGUACCCAUCUCCUUACCACGUGACUAGAAGCAUGCUCCUGUCGCCUGGAGGUCUACAACAGUAUGAAUUCUACAGAGUCAAGUCUAACAUCUCUGAUGAAGAAAUAACUGAAGAAACAGAGGAAGAAGUUUUGGCCAGUCAAAAACAGCCUUUACCAGCAAAAGGAAAACUUUUUGAUUCAAAUAGCAUUGCAGUUGUUGAGAGGGACAAGGACAACAAACCUCAUUUAGUUUCCUAUAAAGACCUUGAUGAAGAAAAACAGACUGCUGUUCUCCAACGAUUACUAGUUCAAAGCGUUUUAAGUCAUCAGCAAUCCAUCGAAGACUUGUUUCACGAGAAGUUGUCAUCUGUUAGCACAAAAUCUGAGUCCGGAAGCAUUCUUGAAUCACCUUUGAACCUUGACAUUGGGCAGGCUAUCGUUGACUUGAUUACUUCAAAUUCUACCCAGCUUCAAGUUGGCAACCCUAUAUUUACUGAUGCUUCUUACAUCAAGGCAUCCCCAACUCAACUAAAAGCACAACAAGAUUAUGAUAAGAGAGUACUUUCUCAUAACUCUGGAAGAGGACAAUAUAGUACCCUACCCCCGAUAAAUAAUAUCCCUGCCCUCAGACCUCUGAAGGUAAAACCACUUGGUGGUGGAGUUUUGAAGUUGCCACCAUUGCCAACAAAAAGUGAAUCCCCACACUCUGGAUCUCAUUAUUGCCCUGUGGAAACACAAUCAAACGGAUGGGAGUCAAAUUUCGCAAGUGAUGAUUCUGAACAUUGGCAGGGGAAUGUGGCAGAGGAAGUCAAGAAAAGUAUGGAUAGAUUGAAGAAGCUUGGCAGCCCCAAGUCUAGUUCUAACAACUCAUUGAGUAAAGUUCCUGUUUCAGAUUUAUCAGUGACAGUAGGAAAGAGUAUGCAUGGUAGCGUAGAGAGUCUAGCACAGCCUUCAAGUGAUAUUAGUAUCGGAGUAAAGGGUGGAUAUAUGCCAAAGUGGCAGGAAAAAAGCAUGGUGACCUACAAAGCAGGUGUUAAAAGUAGUUCCAGUAGUGUUGUCAUGGGGCCUGAUGGUGACAUGUUGGCAAUUGGAAACUCCUAUGUUCAUAGUCUUGCUAGUGCUAGUGAAUUCGGGAAUGAUGAUGUCAAUGAAGAUGUCAUCACAGAUCAAGAUGAAACCCAGAGUAUGUCAUCAUCAAAAGUUAUCCAAGCGCCAGGUGAAGGUACAGACAAUAUACCUUUAGAUACUUCACAAAAUGAUUUAGCAGAACCUCUGCCCUCACAUCAAAUUGGUGAUGUAGAUGUUUAUGAAAAAACACAGUCAGACAGACAAGGUCUAGCAACAGAAGAUGCAGUGAUUUUGAAUGGUGAACCUGAAAGUAUUACUGUUCAACCAGAACAUGCAAUGGUGGACACUGAGGGUGUGCUUGAGCAACCAGAGAUUGCAACUACUGCUGAUGAAGGUGAUGUCCAAAUAAAUCAAGAUGAUGUGAAGCAAUCCAUCAAUGAAGAUGGUAAAGUAAAAGAAGAUAAAGAUGGGGAUAAUGGACAACCUGUGAAGAAUAUCGAAGAAACAGAUUUAGCAAGGUCUGGCCAGCCAGCAAAUAACGGUACACCUGAAAUUGCAGUAGUCGAUGUUAAAGCAUCUAAUGGUAUCAAGGAAGACCAAGAAAGUAUACCUGCAAAGGAUGGUGUUGAGGAGGCAGAGACAUCAUCCAGCAAGGCUGAUGAUGGUGAUGAUGGCAAUCAGGAGGAGCAGGACCGUGAGCCUGGUGAGAAUGGCAGUGUUGUCUCUGCAGCUUCUGUAAUAGAGGAUAUCGUAGAACAGGCGCUAAAAGUUGCAGAAACUGUCAUUCAACGGCCAAAGUCUGGAAGAGAUUUAGCUGCCGAUGCUAAAGAAGCAGCAGGUAUGUGGGCAGAACAACUGAAGAAUAUCUUCUCUGAAAACUGCAAGAAGUUAGAGCGCUCUGCUUCAGAAACGUUACGAUUUAGAUCAUGGUCCUCAAACAGCGUCUCAUCUACUGAUUCGUUUGGUGUUGGAUCCUGGGUGAGGCAAAGUUCGAAAGCCAAGGAUAAAAAAAAAUCCAAGCUAAGGGUUCACUCUGCUGAGGCUGCCAUUAGUGUCAUCAAGAAUUUUAUAAACCAACAAGUAUGUUUUUGCAUGUAGUACUAAAAAAAUCAGAGUAACUCUACCUGAAAACUCACAUCCUACCAGAUACACACCUAUACUUCUGGGUUGAAGGAACCGAAUUGCUUGGCCAAGGACGUAAAUG
Anneissia japonica is the source of this 3037-nucleotide messenger RNA. RefSeq lists its product as uncharacterized. The record is from RefSeq and is a predicted model, not a curated record. The coding region runs from base 178 to 2931 and encodes 917 amino acids. Lineage: Eukaryota; Metazoa; Echinodermata; Crinoidea; Comatulida; Comatulidae. The transcript is spliced from 14 exons.